Messenger RNA from Haemonchus placei, 153 nucleotides. The record is from the annotation of a GenBank genome assembly. NCBI's taxonomy places the organism in Eukaryota, Metazoa, Nematoda, Chromadorea, Rhabditida, Trichostrongylidae.
AUGCUCUUACUUCUGUUAGGCAUAGGACUGUCGUCAGUCCAAGCUCAACUCGAUAUCUCACCAUGUGGCACGAUGAAAGGAUGUUUGUUCGCGCCGCCUGGAUGCCGUCCUGGACAAAAUUGUCAAAUUCAGUUUAGCUACCAGGCACGUUAA